Molecule: messenger RNA, 1926 nt
Organism: Dinoponera quadriceps
Lineage: Eukaryota; Metazoa; Arthropoda; Insecta; Hymenoptera; Formicidae
Gene: spn-F
Exons: 5
Coding region: 383-1474 (363 amino acids)
Source: RefSeq, a predicted model, not a curated record
UUAUCCUGUCGUUCCAUUUGUCUGCAAAAAAAACAUUACGAGGGGGAUCACCGAUGUCGCGAUUUCUAUUCGUCAUGAAAUCAACUUCAAUGUCGUAAUUUUCGCGAAACGUCGCAGCGCGAACGUCUCGGAUACGCCUCCACACCGCGAUAAAACCCGAAGGAACCACGCGAGGAAAUCCGCGCGCGAGCGGAACGCGUUCACGGUUCGCAGAUAAAAAUGUAGGGUUACUUAACCUCGCCACGGACGAGCGAAUGCACCCCACAAGUCUCGCGGAAGUUGGCGAGGCGCAGCGCAAGACACGCGUGUUGUUCCGUUCCUGCUUCGCGAAACGAAGCGUUACGCAACGCGAGGCGCAUAUUUCGGCUGGUACGGGCGCACGAUGAGCGACAUCGAAAACCCGGAGAACCCGGACUCCCCCAGGUCAUAUUACGCGCUGCUGGUCGCGUUCAAGACCAUGAAGGAACGCUGUCAGCAACUGCAGACGCGACUGACUAUGGUGGAGGAAGAGAACGUCUGUCUCAGGCUCAAGUGUGGCAGAGAUGCGUCCACGGAUGUCACGAGAGCUGAUGGCAACAAUGCUGAUAAAGAUGUACAAACGCUGCAGGAAAAGGUAGAAGAGCUUACGAAACAGAAGUCGCAGCUUACUCAUCAUGUUAUCAUGGUAGCCACGGAGAAUCGUCGAUUAUGGGACAGAUUAACGAAACUAACGAAAACUAAUAAAUCUUUAGGUAGCCAAUUAACAAAAAUUUCAGAUACGCUUAAGCAACAUCCUCCCGCACAGCCGUCUGAUAUCUUAUCGUAUAGCUUUCGUGAUAUCACUGUUUCGGAUAAACAAGAUGCUAACAAGAAACACUUAUUAACUACCGAUAAUGGUGAUAAGGAACAUAGUUUAGAGGAAAUAUCCCUUCGACUGAUAAAUAGUAUUAAGUUAGAAAAGUCUACUCUCGAACAACAAUAUGCAGAGAUGGUGGAGUUACAGAAUGGUUCUGAAUUAAAUUUACAAAAUAUCGGCUUCACAUAUCCAGAGGAUUCCGACAUGGAUUCGUUGGAGCAAUUGAAGCAACAUGAAAUUCGGUUAUCUCAAACUAAAGAUGCCUUAUUAAGACAGCAAACUAGAUUACAAAGGGCUCUACAGAACCUCAAGAAACUGAAGCAAGGGGCAACGUGUAACAAUUGUCGAAAGAAUGCAAAUAAAAAAAUGUGUCAAAUGGGUACUCAAUCUGAUUCUGACGACAGCUUCAAGGAACACGGAGCUACUCAGACUAGUCUUAUGACACCCAGCAUUUCGAUGGAAAAGUGUACUGCUAAACACUCGGAUUAUUCCGACAUGGACAUCAAUAUAUGUCCGUUGUGUGGAAAAAGUUACGGAAAGUCCGUCUCGUUUGCGGAAUUCCAUGAACACGUGUUAAGUCAUUUCACCAAGGAACUGUCUUUAGAUGGUUUGAAUUCUUGCACUGAUUUCCGCACGUAGAACAAAUUGAUACGUCCAGACAAUGUGCGCUAUUGCCCUCGUAUGAUUUCGACGCGUAUAUAUACGAGAUUCGUGUUUUAAUUAGAUUUACGGAAUAUUGAAGUGUAGAUACACGUUAGUUAAUAGCAUAAAAACGAUACAACGGAUCAGGAUGAAACAAAGAAUAAUUACUAUGCAUUGCACACAGAGAUGUAUCUAUUUUUAUAAUAAUAAAUAGCGAAUUAAGAAACAUUUGUUUACCAAUUGAACAAAAACUAAUAAAUAUUCUACUUUCCAUGUAAAGCGUUAUAUGUACAGCGCACUGUGGGAAAUUCAACUAUAUCAAUAGACUUCGUUAUUUUAGUUGAAUGAAUAUCUUCUACAUAUAUCGACAUUUUGUUAAACGAGCUCUAUCGAAUUUUGGAAGUUUACUUUCAUAUAUUUUUAUAAAUGCUUUGUUAAAUUUGUAUAUC